Emys orbicularis (European pond turtle) is the source of this 1272-nucleotide messenger RNA. Its product is annotated as interferon-inducible GTPase 5-like. The transcript has a single exon. NCBI's taxonomy places the organism in Eukaryota, Metazoa, Chordata, Testudines, Emydidae. Bases 1 to 1272 code for a protein of 423 amino acids. Gene Ontology annotation, molecular function: GTP binding; GTPase activity. Gene Ontology annotation, cellular component: membrane. The record is from RefSeq and is a predicted model, not a curated record.
AUGGCUGGAAUUGGUGUUUCUUUCCCCAGGAAAAUGGCAGGUUCAAGAACUUUCUGGGCUGAUUUAAUUUCAGAAUGGGGCAAUAACCUUAGCGAUCUGUCCCCAGAGGAAUCUAAAAAAGUCCAGACUGCUGUCUGUGCAGGAAACCUCACUGAAGCCAUCACAGUGGUGAAGAAAUCUGAUGAGUUGUUAAAAAAAACAAAGCUCAACGUUGCCAUCACCGGAGAGUGCGGCUCUGGCAAGUCAUCUUUCAUCAACGCCAUCAGAAGCCGAGCUGACGAUGAUGAAGAUGCAGCUGAGACCGACGUGACGGAAUCAGCAAAGAAGUCAACUCCUUAUCCACAUCCCAAGCACCCAAAUGUCACGAUGUGGGACCUGCCUGGGAUUGGGACGCCAAAUUAUUCAGCAAACACAGAUGUGGAGAAGAUGGACCUUGCUUUUUAUGAUUUCUUCAUCAUUAUCACAUCACAACGGUUUCGAGAGUCAGAUGCCAACCUGGCCCAGAAGAUACAGAGGAUGAGGAAGAAGUUUUACUUUGUCCGCUCCAGGGUGGACGAGGACUUGCGUAAUGAAAAAAGAAGAAGAACGGAGGUCAACGAGGAGGAAGUCCUGCAGAGAAUCAGAAACGAUUGCAUCAGGAACCUGCAAGAUGCAGGCUUCCAUUCCCCACAGGUUUUCCUGGUGUCGAGUUGGGACUUUGAGAAGUACGAUGCUCCUGAACUUCAGGAGACCUUUUCAAAUGAACUCAACACUCACAGGAGACAUGUCAUCUUUCGUGAUCUGCUCAGCCAGGCUGAAAAACACUUAAACUGGAAGAAAGAGGCUGUGGAGCAGCAGAUCUGGAAGCAAGCCAUUAAGUCAGGUGCUAUCGCUACUAUUCCGCUCCCGUUUCUAUCUGUUUGGUGGGAUGUUGGCAUCUUGGUGGAUAACAUGACCAAGUUCUGUGAGAGCUUUGGCCUGGACGACGAUUCCAUCAAAGCACUUGAAAAAUCCAUGGGUGAGUCUGGUGAGCUGAAAACUGAGAUACAAUUCCCGCUGGCCAAAGAGAGAUCAAGAGAUGAGGCAUUAAAGCUUCUGGAAGAGGCUACAGGGCUGGUUAUGAUGAUAGCUAAGUAUUUCAUCAGCAUGAUCCCAGGGAUUGGUACUGUGAUAGCAGGAGUGACGUCUUACAGAGUCACGGGCAGAUUGCUACGUACAUUUGUGGCUCGAGUUGCAGAAGAUGCUCAAAGAGUCCUAGAAAUGGCUUUGGAGAGAGCAGCGAUAACAGAUUAA